Hemisphaericaspora subhashii is the source of this 672-nucleotide messenger RNA. Its product is annotated as mitochondrial 54S ribosomal protein mL57. The record is from RefSeq and is a predicted model, not a curated record. Gene Ontology annotation, cellular component: mitochondrial large ribosomal subunit. Gene Ontology annotation, molecular function: ribonuclease III activity; structural constituent of ribosome. The transcript has a single exon. NCBI's taxonomy places the organism in Eukaryota, Fungi, Ascomycota, Pichiomycetes, Serinales, Debaryomycetaceae. Gene Ontology annotation, biological process: RNA processing; mitochondrial translation. The coding region runs from base 1 to 672 and encodes 223 amino acids.
AUGAGUAUCCGACAAUUAGUUAACAACACCACCAGAUCAGUCACCCGUCAAACUUGGUCUAGAAGUGUUAAUUAUACUUCUAUAAGAUCAAUUUAUAUACGUACACCACCAAAGACCGAACCAGUUGAAGAUAAACAAUCGGCAUUAACUGAACAACAAAAGACUAUUGCUAGAGUGAAAGAAUUCUUAGGUGAGAAAUAUGCUAUACCCGAUGAAUUAGCCCUUCAAGUCAUGACUCAUAAAUCAUUUGAUGGAUUAAAACCACAUCAUGAAAAAUUACAAAUUUUAGGGUCACAUUUAAUGAAAUUAUAUUUUGCCAAACAUGCAAUUCAAAGACCCCAUAAGAAUGAUGAAUUAGCGAUAAAUGGUAUGAAUUUGGAUAUUUUAAGUACACCUUAUCAUACUGCAUUAACUAAUCCAAGAAGUUUGGGAUAUUUUGCCAAACAUGAAAAAUUAAAUGAAGGAUUACGUUGGAAAUGUUCUUCAACACAAUUAGGAUUUGAAUCAAGUGGAGAAAUGAGAGUUUCGGCAAUGAUUGUGAAUUCAAUUGUUGGGGCUAUAGAUUUUGUUUAUGGGAAACAAAUUGCUGAAGAAUUCAUUCAUGAAAAAAUGGCUCGUAGUCUUGAAAAGUCUGGAUGUUAUGUUCAAAAGCAAUAUGAAACAUUUGAUUGA